Messenger RNA from Notothenia coriiceps (black rockcod), 4725 nucleotides. RefSeq names its product receptor-type tyrosine-protein phosphatase beta-like. NCBI's taxonomy places the organism in Eukaryota, Metazoa, Chordata, Actinopteri, Perciformes, Nototheniidae. Gene Ontology annotation, molecular function: protein binding. The record is from RefSeq and is a predicted model, not a curated record. The annotation marks the transcript as partial. The transcript is spliced from 18 exons.
CUCCCUGUCUCCCAGAAGAUGUCUCAGCCGGGUUAAAGUGUGAUACCAACGUGAUGAAUGUGAGUUGGGCACAGACCCCCGGCUCAGAUGAUUACACCGCCUGGGCCAUCAGCCCCGAUGGACACAGAGCCUCCUGUAACUCAACCUCCAACUUCUGCUCCAUUCAUGACCUGCUGUGUGGAAAGCUCUACGAGGUGGCCGUCACCUCCUCCUCCAUUCACUGCGAAAUCAUAGCUGGAUCUGACUACAAGGUUCAGUCUGCUCCGUGUAAACCUGAGAACACCACUGUCGAGAACUGUAGCAGCAACGUCAUGACAGUGAAGUGGAACGAGCGCAGCAGCACAACACAGAACUACACUGUUAAAGCCAUGUCUGCAUCAGGUGUAAACUCCACCUGCGACUCCACUGAGAGCCGCUGCUCCUUCCUGAACCUGACCUGUGGUCAGCUCUACACGUUCACUGUGAUGGGACACACCAAUGUGUGCAUGAGCGAGAUGAGCACUCCUAUAGAGAAGCUCUCAGCCCCAUGCCCUCCCACCAAUGUGUCAGCUGAACUGAAUUGUACUACACUUAACGCUGUGGUUAGCUGGAGUAGCGCGUCUGCAGCCACAGCCUACAGCGUUCAAGCGACCUCCUUAAAUGGACACAACUCCUCCUGCAGUGAGAUGGGCACGUCCUGUGACCUCAGCGACCUGGUCUGUGGACAGCAUUACUCUGUUGUAGUGGAGGCCAUGCACACAGGCUGCUCUGGCCCUGCCAGCACCCCGGCCUGGCUGGUUACAGAGCCCUGUGUCCCCAUGAAUCUCUCCGUCCACUACAAUGUGAGCACGGCCCAGGUGAUGUGGGCGGCAGCACGAGGUGCCAGCUCAUACUCCGUCCAGGCUGUGGCUGACCUGGGCUCGGGCGUCACCUGUAACACCACCAACACCACCUGCUCCAUCGAUGGUCUGCAGUGUGGUCAGAUCUACAACGUCACUGUGAUGGCACACAACCUGGCCUGCAACAGCACUUCUGAACCCUACCACCACAUGACAGAACCCUGCCCACCCACCAACGUGCAAGUCAGUAUGGCGUGUGAACAACUCACUGCGUCUGUUUCCUGGCAUAAGAGUGACCUCGCUGUGGGUUAUGUUGCCUUCUUUGACAACCAAGGUGGCCACUUAGAUUCCUGUUAUGGCACAGACACAAGUACCCAAUGUGUUGUCUCAAGGCUGAUGUGUGGAACAGAGUACAACGUCUGGGUCAAGGCACUGGGUCAGCAGUACAACAGCUCUGACAGCACAGUGGUCUCGCUUACAUCAGCUCCAUGUCUGCCCAGAGAGGUAGAGAUAGAGGUGGACUGUAUUCAUGAUGGCGCUGCCGUUGUGUCCUGGAAUGCUACUUAUGGCGCAGCAAACUUUUCCCUGACAGCCAUGGUCAGUGGAAGUCUUCUGUCACUGUGUGAAACUCAGCAGAACAGCUGUAACGUGACGGGUUUAAGUUGUGGAGAAACCUACAACCUCAGCUUCACCGCCAGCAACGAACAGUGCAGCCUCAGUGCGCCGAUGCACGCUAACCUCACAACGCGUCCUUGUCCUCCUCAGGGUGUAGAUGUGUCCCUGCAGUGUGGCUCCCACACCGCAGUCCUGUCCUGGGAGGAGAGGUCUGAUGUUGAGCUGUACGUAGCUAACGCCAUCAAGACAUCAGGAGGGCCGGUGCAGACGUGUAACUCUACAGGCUCUACGUGUCAGUUUGCCAGUCUGGACUGUGGAGAGACGUACAACUUUACCGUAACAGCAGACAGUCAAGGCUGCAGGAGCCAGGCCAGCAGCACCGUGUCCAUCCAAACAGAGCCUUGCCAGCCUGUGAUUGUUUCCGAUCAGGUGCUCUGUCAGAGUGAGCAGGUCCAGAUCUCCUGGUACCAAGCAAGUGGUGUCGUGAAUUACUUAGUAACGACUACUGGGAGCCUUGGAUACGUGAAGAUCCACAACGCAACCCAGAGUAUUCCAGCAGCUACUUUACCAUGCGGACAGGACUACAAUGUGACUGUACAAGCAAAAGGCAGUGACUGUGACAGCAUCCCCAGCAGCCCCGCCUUCUUCAAAACUGCACCAUGCCCCCCCAGCGAUGUGACGACCUAUGCACAGUGUGAGUUUAACAUGGGCUCAGUCAGCUGGGGGUCCAGUGAUGGCGCUGAAACAUAUGUUGCUGUAGCAACUGGGCUUGAUGGCCACGCCCACCAGUGUCUCACCAACAGCACCGACUGCAGCUGGAACGACCUGCAGUGUGGAGAGGAGUACACUGUUGUAGUGAGGGCAAAGAAUGGCAACUGCACAAGCCUGCCUAGCAACAGCUCCAUAAUCUAUAUGGAUUCCUGUGUGCCCCAGAACUUGGCUGCCACUGUGAAUUGUGAUAUGAGAGUGGUCUCACUGAGCUGGGAUGGCAGUAACGGGACAAAUGUGUAUAUGGUAUCAGGCGAGGCAGGAAACGAAACAACUGUUCUCACCACUAAUGUCACCACGGCCCACUUCUCUGGCUUUAGCUGCGGACUAAACUACAGCCUCACAGUCACACCUCAAAACCAGCACUGUCCUGGAAACUCCAGUGCAUCGGCUUCCAUACAGACAUGGCCGUGUCCACCUGUAGGAGUCUCCACCAGGCAGGACUGUCUCUCUGGCAUCGUCAUGGUAAUGUGGCAGGCAACUAAUGGGUCCGACUACUACACAGCGGCAAUGCAGACUGACACUGGCAUCUCCCCCAUGUGCAUGUCCGACUCUAAUGGAUGCAGCGUCCCGGGACUCACCUGCGGGCAAAACUUCUCCGUGUCAGUCACAGCCUCCAACCAGCAGUGUAACAUCACCUCCAGUCACACCACCAGUCUGCAGUCAGUGCCAUGUGUUCCCACUAAUGUCUCUGUGGUGAUGGACUGUGAUAACAACACAGCUGUUGUGUCCUGGACCGCCAGUCAGGGGGCUGUACAGUACUCAUUGAUGGCCCACAGUAGUCAUAACAACGUCAGCUGUCAAACCUCUAGCCUCAACUGUAGCCUUGACAACAUCACCUGUGGCAACAGCUACUCUGUUCAGGUGGUUGCUAUGGAUGACAACUGCUCCAGUAUCCCCAGCCAGGCUCUGAUAUUCAACUCAGCGCCCUGCCCUCCUCAGAACGUGAGUGCUGAGGUUGACUGUUUGUCAAACGACCUGAUGAUUUCUUGGGAUGCCGUCAGAGAAGCAGACCACUUUUUGACAUCAGUAACUGCAGACAAUGGAGUAACCAUCGGUGGCUGUAAUACCACAAACACUGCAUGUUCCAUCAGAAAUAUGACAUGUGGGAAAACAUUCAGUGUUCAUGUCACCUCCAUCAGAGGUGCCUGCAGAAGCCAGCAGAGUCAGGCCUACAGUAUCAUGUCAGCUCCCUGCCAGCCUGAAAGAAUUAGUGGCAGGCUCGAUUGUGUGACAAAUUCUGCCUGGAUAUCAUGGAACGCUGCUCCAGGGGCAGACAGCUAUGCUGUGUCAGCUGUAGGUGAAGACAACUAUAUAGGCAACUGCACCUCUUCCUCCAACACAACCUGUGAGGUGGAAGGCCUGGCCUGUGUUUCACUAUAUAACUUCAGUGUUAUUGCUAAAAACAGCAAAUGUGAGAGUCAGCCAAGCACCACGAUCGACCUGCAGACAGCUCCCUGCACCCUCUCUGGUAUCACAGCGGUUGCUCAGUGCCACAAUUCCUCAAUCCUCGUGUUGUGGCAUGCAGAGGGAAACACUGUGUACACUGCCACAGCAGAAGCCAGUGAUCACACCUACCUCUCCUGCAAUAAUACUGGCACUAGCUGCUACCUCCAUGGAGCACAGUGUGGCCUCCAUUACACCAUCAUUGUUGCCGCUUCAUCAGACCAGUGCAGCAGUCUGAGGAGUCCACCAUACAGAAUAAGCAUGGAGCCGUGUCCACCCAGUAACGUGGUGGUUGGGUCAACCUGUGCGGACGACAGUGCCCUGGUGUCCUGGAGCCCCUCUCUUGUAGCUGAAACAUAUCAUGUGGUCGCAAUGGGUGCAAAUAGACAUGUGCAUACAUGCAACACCACCUCUAGUAACUGCAGCAUAUCGGAGCUCCACUGUGGCCAGCAGUAUGACAUAUCUGUGACUGCCAGCCACGAGAACUGCACCAGCAAAGCCAGUCAAAACGCUACACUUAACACAGGUCCCUGCCAGCCAGAUGGUCUCUCAGUUAUUUCACACUGUAACAAUCAGUCCGCAUUGUUGUCAUGGACUCCCGGAUAUAACGCUGUGGACUACUAUGGCUGUGCCCAGGCCGAAAAUGGAGACAUGCUGUACUGUGAAAGCACAAAUCCCAGCUGCACCAUCCAGGGCCUUGAUUGUGGAACACUUUACAAUUUCACUGUUCAGGCCUCAGAUGGGACAUGCAACAGCUCCGUCAGUGACCCAGUGCAGAGUGGAGCAGCCCCUUGUCCCCCAGACAGUGUUGAUGUGGAGCUCUUUACGAUGCAGAAUGAAACCCAGAUAUUGUACUUCAACUGGACUCAGAUCACCUGUAGAGACAUUGAGUAUUUGCUGGAGUUAAACGGAAGUCUGCUGGGAGAUAGCCAGGCCCUGUUUGAGAUCUCUUCCUAUUGGACAAGCAUGACGUACUUUGAGAUUCCUCUCCCCUGCGGUUCAUCCUACUGGGCUACAGUGGAGAGUAGGAACACUGGUGGUACCAGCCAACCCUCUGUGCCGCUCAGUGGUACAACAG